Molecule: messenger RNA, 789 nt
Organism: Acanthisitta chloris (rifleman)
Lineage: Eukaryota; Metazoa; Chordata; Aves; Passeriformes; Acanthisittidae
Product: zinc finger protein 106-like
Exons: 6
Cellular component (GO): cytosol; membrane
Molecular function (GO): RNA binding; SH3 domain binding
Source: RefSeq, a predicted model, not a curated record
GUUGUGAAUGAUCUGGUGUUCAGUGGCUCCAGUGAUCAGUCUGUCCAUGCCCACAACAUUCAUACUGGAGAGCUAGUACGAAUCUAUAAGGGCCAUAACCAUGCAGUAACGGUUGUGAACAUUCUUGGGAAAGUGAUGGUGACAGCAUGUCUGGAUAAAUUUGUUCGUGUUUAUGAACUACAGUCACACGACCGCUUGCAAGUCUAUGGAGGACACACAGAUAUGAUCAUGUGUAUGACCAUCCAUAAGAGCAUGAUCUACACUGGAUGCUAUGAUGGCAGUGUCAGAGCUGUGAGGCUUAAUCUGAUGCAAAAUUAUCGUUGCUGGUGGCAUGGAUGUUCACUGAUCUUUGGAGUUGUAGACCAUCUGAAACAACACCUGCUAACUGACCACACCAACCCAAAUUUUCAGACCCUGAAAUGUCGUUGGAAGAACUGUGAUGCUUUCUUUACUUCCAGGAAAGGUUCCAAGCAGGAUGCUGUAGGACACAUUGAAAGACAUGCCGAGGAUGACAGCAGGAUUGACUCAUGAAGCUUUUCACCUCCCACAUUGGGAAGUAAUUUUAUAUGUCAGAAAUACUCCAAACAAUGUCAGUUUCUUAGUCCAGUCUUUCCUCUUUCUUUUACCACUUGGAAUGAAAAAACUGAGUAGGGGUGAAAUGCAUUGCCAUGGAGACUGCAAGUUGUGUUGCACUCUGUAGAAAUAAGGCUGAUCAGUUAAGAUUUAGCCCAGAUUCUUGCAACUUUUUCAUCAUUGACAGACAAGAAUAAGAGUGUUCCCUCCUCUUGU